This is a messenger RNA of Nerophis lumbriciformis (worm pipefish), 2808 nucleotides long. The record is from RefSeq and is a predicted model, not a curated record. NCBI's taxonomy places the organism in Eukaryota, Metazoa, Chordata, Actinopteri, Syngnathiformes, Syngnathidae.
AUGAUCUUAAAAGCACUGCUACCAAUUCUUCUUGUCACUCAAGCAUUCAGUAAAGAAACCAUCGUUUCUGGAAAAGGAUCCGAUCUUCCUGCUGAUCCUAAAGCCGUAUUUGGCACCAUGGACAAUGGGUUCAACUACAUUAUCUACCCCCACGCUGAGCCUCCUGGUCGCUUCUCCACACGGCUCCAUAUCAAUGCUGGCUCACUCCACGAAGCCAACGACCAACGUGGUAUCGCCCACUUCCUAGAGCACAUGGUCUUUAAUGGCUCACGGAAUUUCACCCCUGCAGAACUCAUUCCUAAAAUGCAACGCCUCGGCAUCGCAUUCGGUGCCCACGCCAAUGCCUAUACCUCAUUUGGGGAAACCGUUUAUAUGCUCGAUCUGCCUAACAUGGAAAAAGAAACCAUCGAUCUCACCUUCACCGUCAUGCGUGAUUUCGCUGAUGGCGCCCUUCUUGCUAUUGAAGAAAUUGAUAAAGAACGAGGAGUCAUUAUUGCGGAAAAAACUUCUCGUGAUUCUGUCGGCAUGCGUGUCCUCGUCAAACGCCUCAACUACCUUUUCCCCGAAUCGCAACUCGCCAAUCGCCUUCCCAUCGGCACUGAAGAAGUCAUCAAAAACGCACCCCGCGAACGCUUCGUUAACUUCUACUCAGGCUACUACCGCCCGAACAACAUGACCUUCGUAGUCGCGGGAGACUUUGACGCCAAAGAAAUGGAAAAACGAGUCCGCGAGACCUUCAUCAGCCUCAGCAAUCCAGAAAAAGAAGGCCAAGAACCACCACGCACGAUUCCACCUAAAGACACCGGCUUCCGCACUGAAGUCUUCAGCGAUAAAGAACUCGCCUCGGAUUCCCUUUCCCUCAUCUCCACGCGCCCUUACACAACGGAGCUAGAUACACGUGCGAAUCGAAUCAAACUCCUUCCACUAGCGAUGGCAAAUUCCAUGCUCUCCCGACGUUUCAGCAUUCUCGCAAAAAAAGAAAACUCGCCCAUUCUCAGCGGCAGCUCAUCACGUCAGAUUUUCUUCAACGAAGUCAUAUCCGGUCAAGUCUCAGUGACCCCGACCGAAAAUCGAUGGGAAGAUGCACUGGCUACCAUGGAGCAAGAAUUUCGACGUGCCCUCCUCCAUGGCUUCACGGAAGCAGAACUCGAAGAAGCCCGCGCCAACACUAUUAACUCUCUCGAACAAGCUGUAAAAAGAGCUCCCACUCGUAAAGCCGCCAGCAUUGCUACGAGCUACGUCAACGCCACUGAAGAAAGCCGAGUCGUCACUACCCCUGAGACGAAUCUGGAAAUCUACCGCGCUGGCCUCAGUCAACUCACCCUCGCAGACUGCCACCAAGCUUUCAAAAAAUUCUGGGACACCAAAGACCUUUCUCUCAUACUCACCACCAAAAAAGAAGACCCUGAUACCAAAUCAAAACUGGCCUCACUCUACCAAGAAUCUCUCAAAACCCCUGUCGAACCACCAAAAAAAGAGAGCAAGCAAUCCUUUGCCUAUACCGACUUCGGAACACCCGGCAAAAUCACUUCUCAAAAUGAGAUCAAAGACAUGGAGGCGACUCAACUCGUCCUCUCCAACAACAUCAAAGUCAAUCUCAAGACCACUGACUUCACCAAAAACUCCAUUAGCCUCACCACCCGCAUCGGAUCCGGCAGCUUAACUAUGCCCAAAGACAAACCCGGCCUCAAUCAACUCGCUAGUGCCAUUUACAUCGCUGGCGGACUCGGAAAACACUCCGCCGAUGACCUACGGCGGAUUCUUGCUGGUAAAAAUGUCGAUAUUGAUUUUGGAGUCGGGAGUGAUGCUUUUUCUCUCGGCGGGCAGAGCACACCCGAAGACCUUGAACUUCAGCUUCAGCUCAUGUGCGCAGCGCUCACCGACCCAGGUUUCCGCCCUGAAGCAGAACGUCAACAUAAGAAGAGCCUGCCCAUGCUCUUCAACCAAAUCCAACAUUCCAUGCAAGGAGCCAUGCUUAAAAUGAACGAAGACAUUACGGCUGGAGAUCAUCGCUUCACAUUCCCCACGCAAGAACAAGCCAUGGGCUACAACUCACAAAUGGUCAAAGACUGGAUCCUUCCUCAACUUGCCAAAUCCCCAAUCGAACUCACCAUCGUCGGCGAUUUUGACAAAGAAAAAACGAUCCCUCUCAUCCUUAAAACCUUCGGCGCGCUCCCCACUCGCGAGACUGCCAAACCCGAUCACACCGCCGAGCGAAAAAUCAACAUGCCUCAGGGAGCUGCAAACAAAGUAAUUAAUUUCGACUCAAAAAUCCCGAAUGCCGCUAGCAUAGCCGUGUGGCCUAUUCCGGAUUCUAUCAAUGAGGUGAAACGCCCUCGUCGCUUCAAUAUCCUCGCUAGUAUACUCAGCAACCGUAUGCGUGAGGAAAUCCGCGAAAAACUUGGCGCAUCCUACAGCCCACGAGCAGGGGCAAAUCCUCACUCAACAUUGGAAAUGGGAAUGUUCCAAGCCAUUGCGCAGGUCAAACCAGAAGAAACCGAAAAAUACGGCAAGUUAAUGAUCGAGCUCGCCGACAAAAUGGCCCGCCAGGGUGUGAGCGCUGACGAACUCGACCGUGCACUGAAGCCCCUUUUAUCAAACAUAGACACCUCUCUGCGUAGUAAUUCAUACUGGCUUGGCACGGUUCUUUCCCGCUCUCAUGAGAAACCUAUUGUCCUCGACUGGGCUCGGAACCGUCACGAAGACUACAAAAGCAUCACCGUCGAAGAGCUCAACAAACUCGCCGUCGAUCACUUGACCAAAGACAAGGCCCGCCUUUACCAGUUUGUGCCGAAAGAGGAAAAGUAA